CAAUGAUGUAAUGAUUUCCAUCCAGUACGCCCUGAACUGGAGCGCAUCAUUUUCUCUCCGUCCUUCAACAGUUAUCCAAGGAUACCCAGUUACGAUCACCGUUCCCUUCAAAAUAGCCCACUUAAUAGUAGCCUAUUGUCUCAUUCAGUAACCGCAUUCAUCCGAAUACCCUUCUGCUCUCCUGACCGCCUGUGCACCGUUAGCAUUCCGGGGGAGCAUACAUAUUGAUUGCUGAGGCAGUGGAAAACGGAUAGGCUUACAUCCCCUGAUAGCGUAGCCUAUGUUAUCCUCCUGCGCCUGAAGGUAGAAGCUGGCGAUGCUGUUUCCCUCGACUUGAUUUGAAGCCUUUCGCAGUGGGGUGUUUGCGACAUUGCAUACAUACGUUUGGGGGCAUCCGCCGGUGACUACGAAGAUGGCAGAGAAGGCAGUCAAUGCAGCGUCCAGUGGUGCCUUGACAGGAUUGACUCAGCCAUCAAUUGCAGAGAAGAGAUCCCAAAGCAACGGCCAUGGCUCCCCAGCCCGUGUGGUACUUUAUCCAGGGAGCCCAGCUGCGAAACACAAUGAGGUGCUGAGCCCACCCUCGGUCACAGAGAAGAGGCCCCAGCUCAAUGGGCUCCCCUCCCCUUUACUUCUGCCAGGCAACAACACUAACAAUCAUGCAGGUAAACAGUAUGUGGAAGGGUAUCUGAGGACAGACGACAGGAUGCGUUUAGCCAAAGAGAGACGUGAGGAGAGAGAUAAAGGUCUAGCGGUGCGAGAGCAGGCGAUCAGGGAGAAGGAGCGGCGGGCUCUGCUGCAGUAUGAGCGUACGGUGGAGGAGCGCUGGAGGAAGCUGGAGGAGCAGAGACAGAAAGAGGAGCUCCGCAGAGCUGCUGUGGAGGAAAAGAGGAGGCAGAGGCUGGAGGAGGAGAAGGAGCGGCUGGAGGCUCUGAUGAAACGCUCCCUGGAACGCAGCCUGCAGCUGGAGCAGAGGCCCAAACGCUGGACAUGGGGCGGACCUGGAGGAGCACAGGGUGACAGUGAGAAUGCCCCUCUCCUUGCCUCCGCCUUUCCCCAUGAACUCGCCGCCCCCCUUCCUGCUGCCAGCGAAUCCGCUCCCUGCAGCCCCCACAGGGCACCCUAUCGGGGCUCGCCAAGCCGGGCUGAUCGACGGAGGCUCCAGGGCUCUGCAGAGGAGUCAGCAGGAGGGUCUCGCUCCACCCCUCAAACCCCCAAGAAAGAAAGGUUACGCAGAGAGAGGAGGACUGGCUCCCCAGCGACAGGCUCCCCUGUGAGAAGAGGAGAAUCCCCAGCCAUGUUCACCAGACGCUCAGCCUCCCCCGCCACCCCCAAGUUGCUGCCUAAGAGCCGUACGCAGUCUCCCUGCACUGUGCGCCAGUACCACUCCUCUCCCAUCAGGCACAGACCCACCACCCCGGUUACCGACGGCAACAAGAAGGAGGACGGACAAGUUGAAGAAGCCAAAGGUCACAACAACAUCAAUGACAGAAAUGUAUCCAAGCCAGAAACCCCUGUGAAAAGGAUGUCUGAUAUCCAGAGCCCUGAGAAGUACUCUCAAGCAGACACCCCUGAAAAAAAACAGGCCAACCCUGAGACCCCAGAAAAAAGAUUCCCCAAAACUGAGACCCCCGGUAAGAACUUAAAAGGUGAGAUUUCUGAAAGAAAGGACUCUAUGACUGACACUUCUGAUAAGAAAGCCUCCAAAAUAGACACCCCAGACAAGAAGAUGCCAAAGUCCACCAGCAGUGACCUGAAUGCAGAUAAGAGCACAGAGCCAUCGCCAGUGACACCAACAGGGAAAGGAGUUGUCGGGACGACAAAUGCAGAGGAAGCAUCCAGACUGCUAGCGGAGCGUAGGCGCCUGGCCAGGGUGCAGAAGGAGUUGGAGGAGAAACAACGUUGUGAGCAGGAGGAGGAGGAAUGUCUGAAGGUGGAGCAGCUGAGGAGGAGACAGGCAGAGGUGCGGGCACGGCAGGAGGAGGAGGCUCGGCGGGCUGAGGAGGAGAAGAGCAGACAGGAGGACCUUCGCAGGAGGAGAGAGGAAGUGGAGAAACAGCAGAGGGAGGUCCGGGAGAAGGGGCUACAGGUCCAGAUGGACAGAGAGAAGGAGGAGGCCGAGUUUCAGGCUCAGAAGGAUGCAGAGCGUCAGCGUCAGGAGCGAGAGAUCCUGAAGCUGCAAGAGGAGGAAGAAAGACAGCUGAGAAAGAAGAGAAUUGAGGAGAUAAUGAAGAGAACCAGGAAGAGUGAUGAGAACCAGGAAGAGAUGAAGCAGAAGGAGGAGGGGCAGGUGGAGACUCAACCUGUCUCACCACCAGGGGAAAUGCAGAUGAACUCAAAGAUGAACAUUGAAACUAAUGCUCAGGUGAAUGUGCAUGAAAACCCAAAGGUUAAGUCUCAGGUUAAUGGGCAGGUCGCUGCCUGUGUCAACAAGCAGGACAGUGCCCUGCUGAAGGGACAAGCCACUGAUCAGGUGACCCCACUGAAGAAUGUUCUGGAAAAGGGACAGGACGCUAAACAAGUAAAUGGACAGGGUGCAGCCCAGGCGCUCAACCAAGAGAGUGUCUUUGUGAAGGGAAAGGUCACUUCCCACGUGACCAAGCAGGAGAGUGCACAAGUGAAUGCAAAGACCACUGACCAAAUUAAUCAGCUGAAGAACACAAAGAGACCGGAUGUUCCCCAAGUGAAUGUACAGGUGAAGAAACAGGAAGGUACCCAGGUGAGCAGCCAAGCCACUACUCAGCUCAAAACCCAGGAGAGUACUCAAGUAAACGUGAAGUUGAUCAGACAAGGGGUGCAGCCCAACAAUCUGUCCCUGGCACCCCUACCAGUGGGCCACCUCCCACCUCCACUCAUCAACCUGGAGCUUCUGGAUGUGAAGAGCAACGGGGCGUGUGAUGAGGUGCAGUCCAUGGAGGUCAGCCCAGUUUCCAAGGAGGAACUUAUCUCCAUCCCAGAGUUCUCCCCAGUCAAUGAGGUCCAGCACAACGGCAUGAGUAAUGCCCGAGCCCUGGAGGAUCUGCUGGACCUGACGGGCCAUGUGGCCUACCCCAAACUCUCCCCCAUGGGCAGCCUAGGAGACUGCAACAAGAACCUGAUUGAGGGGCUCUGCAGUCCUGGCGCCGAUUCCAAGCUCAUCCUCCACCCUCAAACAAGCUCAACAUCCAGUAGUCAGAACCCUGGAAUGGCAAGCCAUGAUGGAAGGAGCAGAGGGAAAUCAUCUGCGUUGUCUGAUGUUAUUGAGGAUGGAAGUCUCUGCACCUCUUGAGAUGAGAGAGAAAUCACUCUGAAUGUAGUUUUGAUCCUCCUUGUUGGUCUCCAACCUUGAAUGUCCAUUAACCUUCAACCUCCUCCUACAAUACAUCUGGCCACAUAGCCUUGGACAAUGGAACUUAAGUGACAAUAACAUUAAUAGAAUUACUAUACUUGUCAAAUAAUACCAUGACGAUAGUCAUAUAUAUCGGUGUCAUGCCAUGUAUUGCAUAUAGCAGUUGUUAGUGUGGUGUCUGAAACGUGGGUGGAUGUGUGUAUGUCUCAAUGAAAGAAAGUGCCCAUGAAGCAAUUUACUCUUGACUACCUGUUAUGAUCUAAAGCAGUUAGCUAAGCUAGUUAAAUCUCAUUUGAAAACAAAAGCAUUUAUUCUGUAGUUGGGUAGAAGCACAGACUGGUGAUAACCUCUCCUCUCCUUAAAUAUUUAUUUUAUCGUGAAAGACCCGGCAUAUACAGAUGUAGAAUAUCAUUUCAGUAAGUUGCCUUUGCUAUUGCAGUGUUGUUCCUCUAAUGAUUGAAAGUUUCAUAUUGCUCUGAAUCCACCUAAUGUAGUUUAGUAUGCACUGAUCAUUCAAUUAGAUUGUUCCACUGAAAAGUCUACAGUUUUCAAUUCUGGCUGUGGAUGCCUUAGGCUAGCUCGUAUCUCCCUGGACAUGAUUAACUCCCAAGAGACUCAAGCUUGUCACAAUGUAUGUAUCCAACCUGCUGUGUGAUUGGGAUUGUAGCAUGUGUGCCAUAAUACUUCAACCCAGCUCAAAUAGUACUGCAACUCAAAAGUCAACAUAAAGAAUCUGUACAAUAACAUUCCUCAUUAUAAUCCAGAUUGCCACCAACCCAUGCAUUGCAGGUUUUGUGGUAUCUUUUCUUCCUUGAUCUACAAAGUACUGAGCUGUGCCUGAGCACUCAAAAGUCUGAACCAUCUGAGCUGGUAUAAUUUGUAUGUUAGAUUGGUGACAUAGGACAAAACCUAUGAUGUGUUGUCCAAAUUAAGUUAUUACGGUGUGUAUAUGCACAGAUGUGAGUGGUCAGUCACUGGAUCCACUUGGACUGUAUUGUAUUUUGAUAAAUAAUGCACCAAAAGGAGGCAAGAUUUUUACCUGAAGACUAAGCAACCAGGGAUUUAGAAAAUCAGGUUUAUAGAGAACACAUUUUAACAGUUCAAACCUACUGUGGAGUUUCUGUUGUAUUUCUAACUAAAGCAGCAUUGCAGUUAAUUAAAAAAUGUAACUAUUGUAGACAUUAUGCAUGGGUCAUUAGCAUGAGCAUAAGAUGAUAAAUACCAGUACUAUUAAUAAACCUUCAAACAAUAAUG
Molecule: messenger RNA, 4579 nt
Organism: Coregonus clupeaformis (lake whitefish)
Lineage: Eukaryota; Metazoa; Chordata; Actinopteri; Salmoniformes; Salmonidae
Product: MAP7 domain-containing protein 2
Exons: 18
Coding region: 413-3265 (950 amino acids)
Biological process (GO): microtubule cytoskeleton organization
Cellular component (GO): microtubule cytoskeleton
Source: RefSeq, a predicted model, not a curated record